This is a messenger RNA of Leishmania major strain Friedlin, 12480 nucleotides long. RefSeq lists its product as hypothetical. Bases 1 to 12480 code for a protein of 4159 amino acids. NCBI's taxonomy places the organism in Eukaryota, Euglenozoa, Kinetoplastea, Trypanosomatida, Trypanosomatidae. The transcript has a single exon. The record is from RefSeq and is a predicted model, not a curated record.
AUGCGAACGGCGUCUUCAGCCACAUUCGGUAGUGACUUUUCUAACACCUGUCAUGAGGGGAGCAUCCUGGAGGUCGAAGCCCGUGAAGAGCGCGUCGACCCCGCGGGCUCAGGGAGGCACUUGCCCGUGCCCGCCCUCCGCGGCGGCGUCACGGUAGGAGGCACCUGCCACAGCUCCGAGGCGGUGCUAAGUGGUGCUGCGGGCACUUCUCUCGGUGAAGCCUUCGACGGCCGCCGUCAAUCCAGAAACCAGCGUCAAUUUUCUGCUGCUCACCAGCAGCGGCUGCUUCCUGUCCCGCCCUCCCAGCGCUCCGAAGGCGGCGAUGAUUUCAUGGGCACGAGUCGAGACGUCGGCUUCAACGACAGUUUCGACGGCUUUCCAUUGUACGUGGACGAAGACGGUGUCAUGAAGGUGUCUGGACACCGCCGGCGCGACCCAUUUGCCUUUGGCUACGAUGCUGUUGAAGAGGCGGACUCGGCCACUGACGGCGCUCGCGAGGGCGAUGGUGGUCACAGAAACUCCUAUCAUGGCGGCGCUGGUGCCGCGCUCGGCUCGUCUUCCGGCACGUCUGAUGGCGCGCUUGUGUCCGGCAGCUCCUCGUACUCUUCCUCCCUUUACGAGGAGCACUACGAACCUUCCCAUCAACAGCGGGGCCGAGCCUCUAUUCAUGGGUACCGGUACAGCGCCGAUACGAAUGCGGUUGCCAGAUAUCUAUACACACCCCUUGAGAUGCACUACGCCGGCAGCGCUGGCAUUGCUGCACCGUACGAUGACGACGGCGCGCCGGUGCCCAUCAACGCGGCGCUGCCCAGUCAUCACCACAUCGUGUCACGGCGUCGCCGCCUCGUUGGGGCUGCCUCCAGCGCGGAAGCAAGGCUUCAUAAUGCGAAGCGGCGUCGCCCCAGUCGCAAGACCGGCAAGCGCGCUCGACGUCGUGGCACUCGUGGCGGGCGACUUGGAAGGCGGAACACCAAAGCCGCAGCCGCCUCACACUCAUCCGUUGGCCGCCACGGAAGCCACAGUGGAAAGCACAGUUCGGGUUGCUUACCAACCCGUCUGUCAGGCAGCAGCCCCGCUCUGCUCGGCACGAAUCCGUUGCUGAACAUAGGCGGGGGGAAUGUUGCGGCGACCGCCAGUGCCGCUGCGGCCGCCGGCAUCCAUGGCGGCCGCAGCACCCUUCUCUCCGCCGGUGCUUCGAUCAACGUCGGGCCCUCCGAGGCGGAGAAGGUCGUGCGAAUGCGAGAGUACCUGCUAGCGCGCGAGGCGGCGGUGAAGAAGCGAUAUCCGGCGGCUCGCCGCAACUCUGCCGGGACCGCGAGCACUGGUGCGACGGUCGGCAGCGACAGAGGCGCAUGGAAGACAGCGGCGGCAGACACCUUGCGCGUGGUAGCCUCCUCUCGCACAGGUGACCGCACUGGCAGGACCGCCACUAGUAGCGGUGCCCUCGCCUCACAGCGCGCUCGCGGCGCGGGGCCAUUCAGCCCACUGCCGAUGCCUCAGAAGAACUUGAAUCGGAGCAUCGGGCUGAACGCAGGAAAGGCGGGGGCGGGGUCAGCCUUUGCGUUGGCAGCGCUACGCUCUGCCCGCUUGCGCUCCAAGGACGCCACCACGCAACUGCAGGCGGUGACGACGACAGGGAAUUCCGUGUAUGUGCGGGCAGACCCCGCCUCUGCCGCUGCCGCAAGAGCGCGGGGUAGCGAUGGUAAGGGCAUUUCUGGCGGCGAAGGUGCACCCGGCGCGAUGCACAGCACAACACUUGCUGCGGGGACGGCAACACAUUUUGAACAGCGUAUGAUGACGCUGCAUGACCCCUACACGGGCCUCGCCAUCGCACCAGCUUACACGCCACUGGUAACCAGGACGGAGACGGCGGUGGCAGUGCACACGUGCGCCGCUGGAAUUCAGUUCUUUCGAGAUCCGACGGCGCCUCGGCCAUCCGCCGUAGCGUUUCUGCCGUCGACUUCCUCGGCCUUGCCCGAUACACCUUCUCGACUUGUGCCCACCGCCUAUGUGUUGGAUGUUAGUAAUCCGCCACCGGCACCUACGCCUGCAGGAACCGCUACUGUGUCUGACGAAGGCUCGCUGCGUGCAUUCUUCGGGGCGCCGUACACGUCGACAACUCCGCACAUGGCCAGAUCUGCAUCUGCGGCGUAUCGUCGGCCUACAUCCUUCCAUCCAUUCGGCACAUCCCUCAAGUCCACGGCGACGCCACCGCAGGGCAGGCAGCUCGCCAGCCCUGGCUUCCUGGACAAAAAAUCGGCCAAGGUGCACAACCCGGGCUCUCUGGUGAUGGAUGGAAAUCCCUCAGCCACGUCGCUGUCGCCGCAAACGCUGCAUAGUCGCGACGGCGUGGCGCGAGUGGACAACGCGGCAACAGCGGCGGGUGACUCGGCUCAGGUGAGGCGCUGCCGGCCCGCCAAGACGGAUCGCUUUUGCGACGUGCGCCCUCGUCUCACCGCUCGUGACGGCAACGCUAACGCAGGGGCGCCACCCGCAGUGGCGAGCAGCGGAAACGGUUGCGUGGCGUUGUUGGAUGUGAGCGGCCCCCGCAGCUCAGACCAGUACACGGCGACGUCACUCAGUUUCGGUGACUGCGCGCGCUCAUGGUGGAGAUUGCAAAGCGGCGGGGCCGCUGCUGCCGGCGGCUACAGCAGUGCAGCAGCGCCCGCAGCGGCGGCGGAUAUGUCGGACAGCAGCGACCUUUUUCCGUGGCGUUGGCGCGGCAGUGCGUCUGCAUUCCAUAUGAGGGGUGGAGAGGGCCAAGACGAAGUCCCGAUCGCCGCUGCAUGGCAGGAUGAGGCGGUGCGCGGAUGCUACGGCGUAUGGCCUGCGGCUGUUUACCUGCGCGGAGCUGCCGACGAGUACGACGUUAGCCUUCCCCCGGCCGGCACGUCGAGCAGCGCCUCCGCCGCCAUGCCGCGCUUCUUCGCGUGGCCGCACCCUACACCGCAGCGGUCCGCGUACCCGCCCUCUAUCGCCCCCUACGCGGCACUGCGCCAUCCUCAACAAAACACCCGCUAUCAUGCCUGGACAGCUGAGGGCGUGUCGGCGACGUCGAACACCUCGUGCGUGGUGCACGUCUUCACUGUCUCGCGGGAGAUGCUGCGCAGCGUGUACGAGUACGUCGCGUACAUGUGUGUAGCGAAGCGACAUGCAGAGCUGCAGCGUCGGCGCAGAAAACGCGAAGAACACCUUAGCGAAGAACUGGCCGCCGGUAGGCUGACGCGCGAUGCCCAGCGGUACCUGCGCUGCCCCCAUUGUGGUGUCGUCGGGAAGGUAGUAAGAAGCUCUGCCGCGCGAUGUGACAGUGAGGCUAUGCUGUCAAACCCUCUCCUAUCCUCAACGCUGACCCAAUCGCAGCACCUGCAUCAAGGCAGGAAGCGCCACCACCACAACCACCAUCAUUCAAGCGCGUCGCGCGAUCCCCCGUUGGCUUCGGCCACCACUACACCACAGCCGCUGCUCUUUCCGCAAAGCAGUACACCAGCCGCGAGUGCCCCCUUAGAGCUGCCGGUAGCACAGCAGCAGCAGCAGCAGCAGCAGCAGCACACGGAGAGGGUUGGAUGGUCGGCGUCGAAAUCGCCAUCGCCGCGGCCGACACCUCUGCCCCCGCAGCCGCCACGGCGCUCGGCUUUUGGGAUGGGUAGUGCGACCGAAGGCGGUAGCCGUGUCGCCGUCGAAAACACCAACGUUAAAGUUGACGAGUGCGCGAGCGCGCAUCGCGCCGUGGUCGUCGACGAGGUAAGCGAUGCCGUAGCAACGCCCCCGGUGUCUGCGGUGCCACAGUCGCCAGCCACCGCACUAGCUUCGCGGGUGGCAUGCGCACCAUUGACGAGGGGUGGUAGUGGCACAUCCGUGUCGUCCCCAGCGCUUCCGCCCUUGCCUCGGUCUGCCUCCCUUCCACCGCUGCGACUGCAGCCGCAGAAAAGGCUUCAAGAAGAGGAUCGCUCGUCACAGGAGUCGAGCCACAUCCGGUCGACGUCGGCGCCUCAGCUGCCCGGUGUCGGGACGGCGCUGCUGUCGUCUUCUCCGAGUCCGCUGCCGCCGCCGCCACUUUUCAUUCCUACUGUGGGCGCCACGGCAUCACCGGCACCGGCAAAGGUGCACACCUCUCCGCCUGUCCCCGGCACGAAAGGGGCGGCGCCGGCCGGGACCACCAACAGCAGCGACACCCGCGUCGAGGCGCUCCUAGACACGUUCGCAGUGAGCGGCGAGCUCUCGCAGUCUCUUCACAUGAAUUCGCAAUCGUACGAACCAAGCGCGCGGGCGGCCUUUGAUCGAUACGCCGGCGCUUCAGGUAACGACUUGCGUGCACUACGGCAGCAGCCACCGACCACCGUACUGGCACGCGGCGCACACGAGGCGCGCCCUCUCGACGAGUCCGCCACAGCUCUGUUGCCUCGCAAAACUGCUGAGGAGCGCGGCCGUGCCACUAGUGAGGAUGCCGCCCUGCAACAGUCGUCUUCACGCGCGGCGCUCGCGAACAGCAACAGCCACAGCCUCCGUGUCGGCGGUAUCGACAGCGACGCCGAGGAUGGCCGACGGGGGCGGGCCGGCUCUGUGGCGCCUCACACGUCAGGAUCGACGGCCUCGCAUCCAUUCACCACACCAACGGCUACCUCACCGGACCGCUCCAUGCUGAUGGCGCCCACAGGCACACGCGACACCACGGCUACGCACGAUACAGCGGCAGCGCUGUCAGCGCUGGUGGCAUCCGCUGAUUCUUCCCCGUCAAAGUGUGCGCCCCCUACUGCGACGAGUGUGGCGACCACCACGGCGGCCGCCGUCAUGACGACCCUCAACGCAGAAGUGAGGGUCAUGGGCAGCAGCUCGAGGAGCAACCCCAACACCAACAACAUGAGCGGCACCAACUCGCUCUUAUGCCUGAUGGCGGGGUCGACCCUGACGCCGGCGUUGCCGACACUGGCGCGCUGGCCGACGCCGCUGCAGAGCCAAGCAGGCGAAGACGACGGGGACAACCCUGCUGUAGCGCAGCGCUGGUGCGACACGGACGCUCCUGAAACGGCGCGAGACCACGAUCUCAGCGGCGGCGCGUCUUACGUGUGCCUCGGCUGUCACCGCGACGUGAUACCAAAACAGUCGUUUCUGACCUCGAUCAGCGACCAUAGCUCGUCGCAUCGCCAUUCCCAGCACGCCCAUCACUCAGCUGCACGACACAGUCACCACACGAACAACAACACCAAUAGCGGUGGCGGUGAUGCCAACGUGGACGACGGUAGGACCGAGCAGACUGUGGGUGCGGACAUCGGAGUAAUGGCGUUCGAAGACCUCCUGCAGGAUGACACGUUCACGUAUGCGUUGCACACCGCCUUGUGCGAGUUGCUCAUGAUGCCGUCAACGCGAGAGCCACCACCGCUAUCACCGCCGUUGCCGACGGCGCCGCACAAAAGAAGUCGAAAAAGGUCACCAAGAACGUCGGCGGCGCGCACAGACCUGAAUGGCUUCCUCCAUCCCGUUUUACCGAGUGCACCCGUGCACCAAACCGACGCACCUCUGCAGCACUCGUCGGAGGAUACAGCUAUAGCGGCGACCGACGCCGAAGGUGAGGUGCGCAGAGCCGCCGCGAUGGAUGUGGGCGCCCUUUCGUGUCUCUCGCCCGGUGUGCCGCAUCAGCAGAGCCCAGAGGCGAUGGGAGGCGGCGGCGCGGUCUCUUUCGAACGUAUCGGCAGCUACAUCGGUGACACCGAAGGCGAGCUCACGCAGCAGCAACGCGAACCACCCACGGCCCCACCUUCCAUAUCAGCUGCACCGUCGUCUUCAUCCACGUCGUCUAUGUUAACGUCCUUGGAAAGCUCGUCGACGGCAGCGGACAGGGAGGGCGGCUGCUGCUCGGCCGCUUCUUCGCCCGUUCGCCUUUCGCUUCCGUGCCGCGGGCUGACCGUGAGUGUGCUGCCGUACGUGGAGCCGCAAGUGCCCCCUGCGGCGACGCAAGAACGGGCCAGUCACAGCGGCAUCCAGCGCCGAGGAACAACGGAGAAACACCUGAUCCGGGGGAGGCAUGCAAUCAGGAAAACCAUCGGCAUUGAGCGCCUACCACGGCAGAGCUUUGGUACGCUGGCGUCGCUUUCUCGGCCAGUGAUCCCACGCAUGCGCGAGGACGCGGCAACACGGGGACUGACGCCAUCCACGAUGCUCAUGAGCGACGCUGCCGCCUCUCAUCAACGUCGCAGGCGCAGCUGCAGCAAGCAGCGGCAAGGGCCGCGCAUCCAUCCCGACACGCCACCGCGUCAGGGGUGGCGCCGAAGCACCAGCACUGCAGCGUCGAAGCUCACUUCUAUGGAAAGCCCACCCAAUGCUGCAAGGAUGCACAGCGCAGCGGCGUCGAAGGCGCUCAUAAUGAAGGGCACGUUCAGCAGUGAGAAACACCGCAUCCAAGUAAACCCACGCACCCCACUGGACGCCGUGAUCAAAAAUCGUAUCAUGAAGCGCAUCUUCCGCCAAGAGCGGCUUGGCAGCAGGAGCGACACCACGGCCGCCGCAGUAGCCCGUUUAUCGGAGACUGAGAGGCGCUAUGGCAAGGGCUUAGAUCCUAUUGCUGCUGCUGCUGCGGUGAGCAGACGAGAUGGUGCUGGGCCUGCAGCAGGCGUGCCAGUCAGCGCGCGGGGCUCUGAUAUGCGCAGACGGCGCUGCCCCCCUCACCAUCGCUGUUCCUACACACAAAAGCUAGCCCAGCAGCAUGCUCAGCUGCUCUUGCCUCCCGGCCGUGUCCCCAAGCAACUCGGGCUCGAUCUAGGCGCCUAUGAAGACUCCAGCCUUGUACUCGAGAUUGAUCUCGCGUACCCGCGGUUGCCUCGCGGCAACGUGCGGGAGCUUCUUGCGGAGUGGAAGGGCACCUGCCAACCCCACCCUGUUUUAGUGGAAGCCGUUAUCCGCAACAUCGUGUACGCUGUGCUGGUGCAGCUGUCUACCCUGCACGCUGCCGGCCGUACGCACGGGAGUGUCAAGUCGACCAACGUUUUUCCGCUAUGGCAUGCCAUGGAAGGCACACGAGAGUCGGGGCUCAUGAUGCCGCCGCGGCCACGUCAGCGCCCGACGUCCCCAUCCCCGCUCGCGGUGGCGCACGCGAAAUAUGAGGCAGAGCCGAUGCACGAACGCGGGGGGAAGGCGGAGGCAACGAUAACGAAUGAAGCGGAAGGUGAGCGUCCGCGAACCGCCUCCAACGCUGAAGGUGAGGGCGCCUGUGAGUCAGGUGGCGGAUCGGCUGCUGUGCCGCCAGCGACAAAUCAAGCUGCAACUGUGCCACAGUGGUGUACCUCCGAAACGUCUACCUCACCCACCAAUCCUCGCUCCCUCUCCAAUCGGCAACGACAUCUGGCGCCACACACGGCGGCAGCGCAUCUCAGACUCUCUCAAACGAUGCGCUCCCGCAACCGCGGGGCGCAGAGCAGAAUCAAGCCUGCUCGCGGAUUUGGCGCGGCUCGUGGCACACCAAGUGCGGCAAAGAGUUCUGCAUCCGCAGCGCUGCCAGGAAGGUCUGGUGCUGCCACUGCAGACGCAUCCUCUACCGGGCUGGCGACCGCCAUGGCUGUUUACCGCCCCAGCAGUUUCAGUGCCAGUACCGGCUGCAGCCUGUGCACCGACAGUAAGCAGGCUGACCCCAGCACUGUUCCACACAUGCCUGUGGGUCUAUCGCCCCAGUCGUCCAUGCCGUCGUCCCCCUCCGCCGUCUUAUCCUCAGAGCCCAUGCCAACUCCAACGGUUGCCUCAGCAUGCAGUCCGUGCGCGGCGUUGCUGACCACAGACGCGAUCCAGCCCUACCACCCGAACAGCUGCAGCAGGAGCACGACCACGUUCUCCCCUGCUAUUGGCAUGAUGUCAAACAGCACGCGUCUGCGCCGCGGCGGAGGUGCCGCGGCGCGGCUCAGACACGGCAGCAUCGGGACCAACGUCGGCGGCAAGGACGACGUGUGUGACUCCAACGGCGAUGCCGAGGAUGAGGAUGAUAGUGCGCUUGUGCCCCUCGUCGCUGAGGUGUUGACGCUGUCGUCUACUGUGCUGCGCACCUCAGCGGCGGAGCCCGGCACUGCUGAGCCGCAGACGCAACUGCAGAACGGCCUGUGGGGGACGCCGCCGAUGAACGUGAUGCGGCCUUGCGCUUCCUUCGCAGCUGUACCGCGGCAUCGGGACUAUCGCUGCGGUCCUCAUCGAAGCCGCCAAGGGCGCGGCUCAUGGUCAUCCGCAGUAGAGGAUCCGGAGGAGUGGCUUGCGUCUGCAGUGCCGCGGCGCUACGUAUGUGGGGUGGAGCUGCGGCCUCCAGCGGCUGUGUGGUUUCCUCGAGUUGCCGUAGACAAAGCUGCUCUUGCAGGCAAGAAGCCGAGCGUCGACCAUGGCGUAUCACUGUCGGCGGACGCUGCAACGGUGCUGGAGCGCACAUCCGAUGUCGCAGCACAGCCUGUGCUAACCCAAGGUCCAAUGGGGGCUGUGCCGCACCCGCGGUUCGACAGCAUUGGCAGCGACGAUACGAAUGCACCCGAGGCCGCAACUGCUCACCGGGAGAGGCGCCGGAGCAGUUCCGCGGGCCCUUCGCCGUCCUCGUCAGCUGCGCUGCAUGGCGCCAGUGACGGCGCUGGCCAGUACACGCCGGAUCCGCUGCAAUGGUCGCGCCAGGUACUGCUGGUAGAAAACGUGGGUGCAGUUGUCGCAGCCGCGUUGCGCACUGCCAUGGCCUGCGUGCUCAUGCGGCAUCCACCGUGCCAACACCCGUCGCCGCUGUCGUCACCUCUCGCCCUUGCCACGUCGACGAAGACGCCUAUAUCGCACUCAGAGAAAGCAUGUCACGCAGCAGACGCCCUUGCUGAUCCCGCCACUGCGGCUGCUGAGAGGCAGGGCCUUCGUCAAGCCGCCUGCUCCAAGCCGGCUGCUGCGGCGGCCUCCCAGCGACGCACGAGAGUCGCAGCGUCUGCGCCGGCGUUGCGUGUGCAUGUGCCGGAUGUGGUUCGUAGUCCUCCUCCUUUGCCACCCAAUCUUUUUUCCAUCCAAGAGUCAGAAUACGUGCCGGCACCCGAGCUGAUUCGUUUCUCUGCCGAUGAAGCCCGCGCGCUACGGCGACCGUGGCCUCCGCACCCCAGCGGUGCAGCUGCGGCGGACGAGGUCGAGGGAGAACAGGCUGCAGGGGAACACCCUGGCUUGUGUCAUAGCUCCAUGGCAGCAGCUGUUGAUGCGGGGGCGGAGGGCGCGGCGCAGCUGCGCGAGGCCUUGGCACGGCUAGAGGCGGCCGCGUCACCAAUGACGACGCUGCUCAACACCCUCGACCCGUACCCUGCCGUCAGCGCAGCGGCGGAUAUCUGGGAAUUGGGUAUGAUGGCGCGUGAGCUUGCCGAUGGCCCGCCGCCGAUGACGUGGUUGAAGCAGCGCGAACCGGCGCCGGCCUUGCGCACCUAUCCAUGGUCUUCCUACUUCCACGCCUUUGUAUCACUGUGCCUGCAGCGCAGUCCAGAGCAGCGCGGCACAGCGGCAGAGCUGCUGCGGCACCCGUGGUUCAGCGUGGCCCUGGUGCCGCAAGCCUCCUUGCCGUCGCCGCCAACGGCCAUGCGAAGCAACGGCAGCGACUGGGGUCAAGGCACGGCCGGCAGCGGUGCAGCCGGCGCGCCGGUCGAGUCAAGGAACUCGGCGGCAGGUUUUCAGGGUGGCAAGACGGGGGGUGCCGCGCCGGUGAGCCCGUCAACACUGCCACUUUUGCCGGUGCGUCCACCAGGUGUCAUGGGCGUCGGCUGCUUGACUGCGGAGGAGAAGGCGGAGUGGGAGAACUACGACUACACGCUGCUCUACGCGUCUGGUGCGCAGUCGACUCGCCCGCUCACGACGAGCGCCGCUGCGGCUACUGCAGCUGUGGCCACAGCUGCUGAGAACCACCACCCCAGUGGCAACUCCAGCGUGCGACUAGAGUGCCCAUUGGCGCAUCAGACGCAGGGAGCCACAACAUCUGCGUCAGCGGUUUCCGCGGGGGCGCGCAACAGCCGGGAAGCAAGCGCUGCGGACGCCAUCGGCGUCGGUAAAACGCCAUCCUUACUGGGGCAGAGUCUGCGCGGAACCGACGCGCCUUCACCGUUGCCCGCUGCUGCCGCCGCCGCCGUGAUGGCGUCGCAGUCUUCUGCUCUCACCGUUUCUAGCCCUGGUGGCGGCACCGCUGUUGGGCUACCAUCCGUUGCCGCUGCAUCCGCCAGCCCCGCCAAGGCCUCCGCAAACGACGAGCUGAUGACAUCAAUGUGCGCGGUCGACCUUGCACAGAGCUUUGCAGAGCUCAUCGCGCAGCGAUGGGUAACGCAACAGCAGCAGCUGGUCCCGUCGCUGGCCACGGCGGCCGGCGCGCACGACGGGGCUGCGAAGGGAAGGCAGUCGAUGUCACCGUCUCAGCGCAACUUCUUCACUGCCGCCGCUGCGGUGACGUCUUUGGACAGUGCCAGCCCUGUAUUCCUUUCUGUCAUCUCCCCUCGGUGCACCACCGCCGGUGCCGCUGCCGCCGCAGCGGCCUACAACGCAGCGUCGCCUCGAUGCGCGCCGUCGACAGCUGGCCAAGGCGCGGUUUCGCAGCAGCAGUCGGAGCUGUUGCGCCCGAAGAUCAGCUCUGAUGAGAUGAUGGUGCCAAUGUGGGGAGGGCACAGCACGGCGUUCAGCAACAACGCCUCGCUGAGUGGCCAACUGGCGGUGGUCCCUGUCGUAUCCCCGCGCGGCGCUUCGUCGCCGCUGCUGCUGCCACCACCGGAGUUCGUCGGCAGAGGAGUGGGGCGACUGCUGCCGGCCUACCUGCCUACACUUUAUGUCCCGCUGCUUGACCCGCGGGGUGAUCCCAUGCUGACACCGGCAAAUGCCUGGGUACCUCCGUGGACGGCAAGGACGAUUGGCGAGUGGGGCGGAAUGGCAGGCAUCCAGUCGCAGCCGCAGCCGCAGCAGGCACGGUCUUCCGCAGCACUUGGUGCCGUACCGCCGUGGUUUCAGCUAAGCACGCGCGUCUCAGCAGGGAGCUCGAAUUCGCUCAUGUAUCCCACCCUUCAGAGGUUUUCGCGCGGGGAUGGCAGCGUCAGCGGAGGUGGAGGCAGUCGCCCAGUCCUGCACUGUGACCGCGGCGAUCCCGAUGGCAACGCUAGUACAGGCAGUGACCGUAGCAGCAACUCACAGUAUCAUGGUCGACACGCGCGAACGGCGUCUGGUAGCUCGAGCCAAAGUAGUCCCUUCAGCAGCACACUGAGCGACAGCGACAGCGACAGCGACAGGACUGCCAGCGGCGGGCUGCAGGUCGUGCGCAGUGGUACUCACGUCCACGCCAGUGAAGGCAGAUUUUAUGAUGCUUGCAUGCCCAAGGUGGGUGGUGAAGUGCCGGUCCCGACGCGAACGCCGCCACAGCACCUCAAUGACACCCUCAACACGGCGUCGCCGCCUCUCAACAACGACACAGCUAGCCGCAGCGUCACCUUCAAGGUCGGCACAUCGGAGCAGCGUGCUGGCGGUGGCUACAACGUGAUGGUGUACGACCCCACGACGGACAGCAGCCGCGCUGCUGUGAAGGAGGGCGUCUUCUCCUUUUGCGCGGCUGCGCCAACUCUUCGGCCGCCAGGCAGUGAUGAGCACUGGUCUCGACAUGGGCGGCACGGCGGCUCCAGUGGCAGAGGUGAUGAUGGUGACUACGGCGCAGUACCCCGAGUGUCCUCGCCUUCGUCCUCUCGUCCAGCGCAUCAUCUCAGCGGCACCAUCGCCACCGCGCUGGCACGCUUGUCAAUGAUAGCGUAUCUUCCCACUGACGCUGACGGGAACUGGAGUGAGACCAGCAGCAGCAGCAGCAGCACAAUCGACAGCAGCAGCGACAGCGAAGACGGCACCAGAUACAGCGACAGGUCCGAUUCUGCUAUCUUGUCUCUGAUGUGGGGGCCGUCGGUGUGCCAGUCAACUCCGCUCGAGUCGGACGAUAAGACUGCUUACAUGCAAGGCUUUGUCAUCAGCGGUGAUGGCACCAGCUGUGAAGAGCCGAACGAGGACGAUGAUGGGCCGUCGAUGAGCGCGGAGGUGCGAUGCGAUGAGCUGCUUCGGUGCUUGUCGGUGCUGCAGCGUAACUGCCCGGCGGCGGUAAGUCUGUGGUGCGUCCGUGUGCUGCAGCAGGCGAUGCGGCACCCCCGGACGGCCGCGAGCGCGGCGCGGGUCCUGGAGCGAAUCGAGAGUCUCCUGCCUAAGGGGUGGGUGAGAAACCUCGACUGGCUCAAGCAACCGGACGGCUGGCCGUCGCCGCCGCAUUCCUCGGCUGACCCUCUGGGCAAAGGCGACGCGCAACGCCGCGAGAGAGUAGCAGACACAGCAGGCGAUGGCAGCUCCUCUCUCUCUGGGGUGAGGGUUGCCGUCAGAGUGUCGUCUCGCUCCUCUGCCGGUGCACUGCCUCCCGCGGAGCUGGACACGAGCCCCAGCACCUUCCAGAAUUACGAGAUGGCAAAGUGGAUGCAUGCGUUGCAUCAGGUGCUUCAACGAUGCACAUAG